This is a messenger RNA of Cladophialophora psammophila CBS 110553, 405 nucleotides long. RefSeq lists its product as uncharacterized. Lineage: Eukaryota; Fungi; Ascomycota; Eurotiomycetes; Chaetothyriales; Herpotrichiellaceae. The record is from RefSeq and is a predicted model, not a curated record. The transcript is spliced from 2 exons. The coding region runs from base 1 to 405 and encodes 134 amino acids. Gene Ontology annotation, molecular function: zinc ion binding; nucleic acid binding.
AUGGGCAGUAUCAGACGCAUCAAGACUAAGCGUCGCACCCGCGACCUUGACCAAAUCAAAGCCGACCUCAAAUCUCCCAGACAUCUUGCUCAACACAAGGGUACCAAAGCCGCUGAGGAUCUGCCCGGACUAGGUGCUUUCUAUUGCACCGAAUGCGCCAAAUAUUUCUCAGACAGCCACAAUUUAAACGAGCACAGAAGAGGGAAGAACCAUAAGAGACGGUAUUUGCGAUCCUCCGGCUCCGUGGAGAGACCUGACUUUGGAACUAGUGUUCGAAUGCUCAAGGAAGAGGCACACACCCAGAAAGCUGCAGACGCUGCCGUAGGCUUGGGAACAGACAAUCGUCGGCCUCGCGUCUCGGAAGAUGGUCCCGGCAACGAAGCCAUGAAAGAUAUUGAACGUUGA